Messenger RNA from Vombatus ursinus (common wombat), 2475 nucleotides. RefSeq names its product sorbin and SH3 domain containing 3 (gene SORBS3). Gene Ontology annotation, molecular function: protein binding. Bases 246 to 2393 code for a protein of 715 amino acids. The transcript is spliced from 22 exons. NCBI's taxonomy places the organism in Eukaryota, Metazoa, Chordata, Mammalia, Diprotodontia, Vombatidae. The record is from RefSeq and is a predicted model, not a curated record.
CCCCAGUCACGAGGGAGAGAGAACACACCCCAGACUUCUCCCCUUCCUAUCCCUUCCUGGCAGCCUCCCCAGAGGCCCACAGCUGUGGGCUCAAGGUGGAGGCUGGAGGGAAUGCUUUCUCCCUCACGGACUCUCCAUCUUCUCCACCAGCUCUCCUGCAGUUCCUGGGUCACUCAGACAAGCAGUUCAUUGUGCCUGAUCCGGCAGCUGAGGCGGCGCCAGGAGCAGGAGCAGGGACGGAGCUGAUGGCCGGUGCCCAGGGGAGGAGUCUGCCUGUUGGGGCAUCGGGAGCCCAGGGAGAGCUGGUCCCCUCUGGGUCUGUGGGUCCUGGCCACACCAUGCAGUCCCCAUCCUACAGCCUCCCCUCGGGGCUCAGCCUCAGCGACUUUGUCCCAAGCUGCCUGCAGGCACAGACAUUACCGCGCCAUCAAGGGACCCGGGUGUCUGUGCUCCGGAACGGUGGCUCCAACACACUCAACUUCCAGUUCCAUGAUCCAGCCCCCAGGACGGUGUGCAAUGGGCGCUCGGCAUCCAGGAGAGUCGCCCCAGAUCCUUCUUGGUACCAAACCUGGCCCGUUUCUGAGAGCCAGGGCCCAGGAGGCAUGAAGCAGCCCGUAUCUCAGGGUGGCCCGAACUGGUCAGCUACGUGGACCAAAGGCGGCAAGCCGAAGGACAAGCGCUGGGUCAAAUAUGAGGGCAUCGGGCCAGUGGACGAGAGCGGGAUGCCCAUCGCCCCUCGUUCUAGCGUAGGCAGCCCACGUGACUGGUACCGGAAAAUGUUCCAGCAGAUCCACCGAAAACUUCCAGAGCUGCAGCUGGACUGGGCUUUUGAGGAGCAAGGCAAAGAGCCCAGGCAUCUUGGACCACUAUUGAGAGCUGCCUCUCGGAGUCCUUCAUCUCUCCACAGCAGGAGGAGCCAUAAGGACCCUAAAGAAGGGGCUGGAGACAUCUUCAGCUAUAAGCCUGGAACCUCACCUCUCCUGCAGACAAGACCUCAGGUGGUCAGGUACCAGAAGAAAGCUGAAGAUGUCUGGACUGAGGACUCCUGGAACCAAUUUCUACAAGAACUAGAGACAGGGCAGAAGCCCAAGAAGCCAUUGGUGGAUGAACAUACUGAGAAGCCCUCUUUACCAAUUGAGAUCUUACUGGAGAGGGAACUGGCCAGGCUGAAUGAGGAGCUGGACAAAGACAUGCGAGCCAUUGAGAUGAAGCUGCCCCCGGACAAGGGCUCAGUGCAGGCGAGCCGCCCCCGGGACAGAGGACCCUUGGUUCGCUUGUCUCCGGCCCGGGCUUCCAGCCCAUCCCAAGCACUUUACCAUAGCACCUCACGGGCCCUGAGCCCCCACAGAAUGGAAGAUGGAGGGAGCCCCUUCCUGGGUCGGAGAGACUUUCUCUACCCACCCCCCACCCAAGAUCCAAAUGGGGCAGAGCCUGGGGAUGGCCUGGCAAAGAAAGAAGAGAAGAAGAUGAAGGCUGCACGGCUCAAAUUUGACUUCCAGGCUCAGUCACCUAAGGAGUUGACCCUGCAGAAGGGAGACAUUGUGUACAUCCACAAAGAGGUGGACAAAAACUGGCUGGAGGGAGAACAUCAUGGGCGGCUUGGCAUCUUUCCAACUAACUAUGUAGAGGUGCUGCCCCCAAAUGAGAUCCCAAAGCCCAUCAAACCCCCAACCUACCAGGUACUGGAAUAUGGAGAGGCUGUGGCCCAGUACAACUUCAAGGGGGAUUUGGAGGUGGAGCUGUCCUUCCGAAAGGGUGAGCGGAUCUGCCUGAUAAGGAAGGUGGAUGAAAACUGGUAUGAGGGGCGCAUCUCAGGGACUGGACGACAGGGCAUCUUCCCUGCCAACUACGUCCAAGUCUCCAAAGAACCCAGGCUCAAGGUCUGCGAAGAUGGUCCUCCUCCCACCCACCUGACCCUGGCUGGCUCCCAAGUCCCUGGGUCCCCACGCCUGGGCACCUCUCGCCUAGCAAGGCCAUCUGGUUCCCCCUCUGCACCCCAAAGCACAGCUGACACCACCGACUGGGGGGGCCGAACCUCUCCCUAUCGUACUGGUUUUGCGUUUCGUUCCAGCACCCAGGAACCUUCCCCAUGGACCUCUCCAUCCAGACCUCAGAGCCAGGGUCUUGGUGCCUCUAGGACAUUACCAUCCCACCACUGGGGUCCCAGCCCUCACCAAGACUCUUCUUCUUCCUCUUCUGGAUCCUCUAAUAUUCACUGGACCCCGUACCGGGCAGUAUAUCGAUAUUGGCCUCAGAAUGAAGAUGAAUUGGAGCUUCGGGAAGGAGACCAGGUGGAUGUCAUGCAGCAGUGUGACGAUGGCUGGUUUGUGGGUGUCUCCCGGAGGACCCAGAAAUUCGGAACAUUCCCAGGAAACUAUGUGGCCCCCGUGUGAGUGGGCCCUUUGGCAGCCUGGAGCAAGCCCAGAGCUCUGCCGUAGGAGGGCCCGGCCCGGGGGUGGGGAGAAGGGGUGAGGG